Molecule: messenger RNA, 8865 nt
Organism: Tachysurus fulvidraco (yellow catfish)
Lineage: Eukaryota; Metazoa; Chordata; Actinopteri; Siluriformes; Bagridae
Gene: cacna1ea
Product: voltage-dependent R-type calcium channel subunit alpha-1E
Exons: 44
Coding region: 159-6143 (1994 amino acids)
Biological process (GO): chemical synaptic transmission; calcium ion import across plasma membrane
Cellular component (GO): voltage-gated calcium channel complex; membrane; neuronal cell body
Molecular function (GO): high voltage-gated calcium channel activity
Source: RefSeq, a predicted model, not a curated record
UAAACAGGAAAUAAAACUAUCAGCACACAGAGGUUUAGUCUCAGAUUCAGCUGAAAGUCGUGUCAGUGUGGAUAAUGAGACCGUGUGAGAUCAGCCAGAUCCAACUGAACUGAAGAAAGAGCAGACAGGCACUCAUCCUGGCCACUGCAGAAGCUCAUAUGAACAUCCCGGUCGAUCUGAGGACAUUACGAGCCGUUCGAGUUCUGCGGCCCCUCAAACUGGUGUCUGGAAUUCCAAGUCUGCAGAUUGUUUUGAAGUCCAUCAUGAAGGCGAUGAUUCCUCUGCUGCAGAUCGGCUUGUUGUUAUUUUUUGCCAUCUUAAUGUUCGCCAUCAUUGGCCUGGAGUUCUACAGCGGCCGCCUACACAAGACCUGCAUCCCUGAUCCUGAUAUACUGGACAACGAGACGCUUCCGGACUGGGAGGCGGAGUUUCCCUGUGGAGAUCGUCGCUGUCCUCAUAAAUACAGCUGUAGCGGCCCGUGGAUCGGCCCCAACGACGGAAUCACACAGUUUGAUAACAUCCUGUUCGCCGUCCUCACCGUCUUCCAGUGUAUCACCAUGGAGGGCUGGACAACCGUCCUGUACAACGCCAAUGAUGCCUUAGGUCCCACAUGGAACUGGUUGUACUUCAUCCCCCUCAUCAUCAUCGGCUCCUUCUUUGUGCUCAACCUGGUGCUUGGAGUUCUGUCUGGAGAGUUUGCUAAGGAAAGAGAACGUGUGGAGAACAGGAGAGCUUUUAUGAAGCUCAGACGUCAGCAGCAGAUCGAAAGAGAACUGAAUGGAUAUCGUGCUUGGAUUGAUAGAGCAGAGGAAGUGAUGCUGGCAGAGGAAAAUAAGAACUCAGGUCCUUCAGCCCUGGAUGUGUUAAAGAGAGCAACCACCAUCAAGAGGAGGGGCGUGGACACCAUUCACCACUGUCCUGAGGAGCAGAGUGUGGACAUCACUUCUGUUGGUGGGCCGUUGAACCGGGCGAGUAUCCGCAGUGUUAAGCGAGGACCAACGGCGUAUUUCCGGAGGAAAGAGAGGAUGCUGCGGAUCUCGGUCCGGCGCAUGGUGAAGACACACACCUUCUACUGGACCGUACUGGGCCUCGUAGCAUUAAACACCAUCUGUGUGGCCAUCGUUCAUCAUAACCAGCCCCAGUGGCUCUCCAACCUCCUCUAUUAUGCAGAGUUUCUGUUCCUGGGUCUGUUUCUGAUGGAGAUGUUCCUGAAGAUGUACGGUCUCGGACCUCGACUUUACUUUCACUCCUCCUUCAACUGCUUUGACUUUGGAGUGAUUGUUGGUAGUAUCUUUGAGGUGAUCUGGAGUUUCAUCAGACCGGGGAUGAGUUUGGGGAUCAGUGUCCUGCGAGCGCUUCGACUGCUGAGGAUCUUCAAAAUCACCAAGUAUUGGGCGUCUCUGAGGAACCUGGUGGUGUCUUUGAUGAACUCCAUGAAGUCCAUCAUCAGUUUGCUCUUCCUCCUCUUCCUCUUCAUCGUGGUUUUUGCUCUGCUGGGAAUGCAGCUCUUUGGGGGAAGGUUCAUCUUUGAAGAAUACACUCCUACUAACUUUGAUACGUUUCCGGCUGCCAUAAUGACCGUGUUUCAGAUCCUUACUGGAGAAGACUGGAAUGAAGUGAUGUAUAACGGGAUUCGCUCUCAGGGCGGAGUUAAGUCUGGAAUGUGGUCUUCCAUUUACUUCAUCGUCCUCACUUUGUUUGGAAACUACACGCUUCUGAACGUCUUCUUGGCCAUCGCCGUGGACAAUUUAGCCAAUGCUCAAGAGCUCACCAAGGAUGAAGAGGAAGAAGAGGCAGCGUUUAAUCAGAAACACGCUCUACAGAAGGCGAAAGAGGUCGGCCCGAUGUCGUCCUUCAUGUCGUCAGAGCGGAGGGGUCGGCCGUAUCUGUACAGGAAGCGUGUGCUGAUCCAUCGCGGCCGCGCCGCUUUCUCUCUGGAGGAGUCGGAAAUUUUCGGCGACGCUCCUCCACUCAAUCCUUCUCGCUCUUUCAUGUCCAGGAGAGAAAGACGCCGGCGUAUGACCAUGUCCGUGUGGGAGCAGAGGACCAGUCAGCUCCGCCGCCAUCGCCAAACGUCCGGCCGAGAAAUCCUCUACGGCUCGUCCGUGUGCCACCAUCGGAGACUUGCGAACUCCACCGAAAUCCCACCCUCCCCAGAGAUCAGCUCUGCUCUUAACCCUCUGGAGUCUCUGGAGCCAUCCAUGGAUGAGCAGAACGUCUCCAUCCCAAUUUCCGAAUCCGAGUACGGAAACACCACACACACACAGUCCCACACACACACACAGAUCAACACCACUCUGCUGGACCCUCUAGACCCGGCACAAGAAGAGCAGAACUUUGAUAAUGUCCAGUUACCCGGAAACGGUUCUGAGGAAUUUCAUGAUAAAAACCACCUGAGUGUCCGGAGGCCAAACGGCGAGCAGAGACAACGAUGGAAACGUAAAUAUAGCAAAAACGUCAAACACAGAACCGCAGAAACACACCAUGAACGCCACGACAAGACGAACGCGGACGAGCGAAGCCGCUCCACCAGCCGAGAGCGGAGGACGAGAAACGGAGACGAGGAAGAGCAGGAGAAGAGUAACAAUGAUGGAGGUGUCCAUCAGGAUGAAAGGACACCCGAGGACAGAGAUCUGACUGUAGACCCAGAACCAGCCACACUACAGAUCAGCGACACCACACUGGAGUCUGUAGUCACCUGUAAAGACACAACUGAGGGACAAAACAACAACAACCAGGACAAAAUGUCCCUCAGCACCAACGUAGUGACGGAAGACACGGACACUACAGCAGGGCUGGAGCUCUGCACCAUCACAACAAACAAUAAAGAUCUGGAGGCUUCGAAAGACGAGGAAGCAGCGAAUGUGUCGAGAGCUCCAGCAGUCAGCAUGUUCAUCUUUAAACCACACAACCUGAUCCGCAGGGCGUGUCAUUAUGUCGUUAAUCUGCGUUAUUUUGAGAUGUGCAUCCUGUUGGUCAUCGCUGCAAGCAGCAUCGCUCUGGCGGCUGAAGAUCCAGUGGCUACAAACUCAGACUGGAAUAAAGUGCUGCGUUACUUUGAUUAUGUUUUCACUGGAGUUUUCACCUUUGAGAUGAUCAUUAAGAUGAUCGAGCAGGGUCUGAUCCUUCAUGACGGCUCAUACUUCCGUGAUCUGUGGAAUAUUCUGGAUUUCAUCGUGGUGGUUGGAGCGCUGGUGGCAUUUGCUCUCACGAAUUUACUGGGGAAUACUAAAGGGAGAGACAUUAAAACCAUCAAGUCUCUGCGAGUGCUGCGAGUUCUCCGGCCUCUGAAGACCAUUAAGCGACUUCCUAAACUAAAGGCGGUGUUUGAUUGUGUGGUCACGUCUCUGAAGAACGUCUUUAACAUCCUCAUCGUCUAUAAGCUCUUCAUGUUCAUCUUCGCCGUCAUCGCUGUGCAGCUCUUCAAGGGGAAGUUCUUCUACUGCACUGACGGCUCCAAGGACACAGAGAAAGACUGUCAGGGUUACUACAUUGACUACAACAAAGAUAAGAAGGAGGUGAAGAGGCGUGAGUGGAGGAGACACGAGUUUCACUAUGAUAAUGUCAUCUGGGCGUUACUCACACUGUUCACCGUCUCUACAGGAGAAGGCUGGCCUCAAGUUCUCCAGCACUCGGUGGACGUGACGGAUGAAGAUCAGGGUCCAAGUCGAGGGAAUCGGAUGGAAAUGUCGAUCUUCUACGUCAUUUAUUUUGUGGUUUUCCCGUUCUUCUUCGUCAACAUCUUUGUUGCUCUCAUCAUCAUCACCUUCCAGGAGCAAGGAGACAAGAUGAUGGAGGAGUGCAGCCUGGAGAAGAACGAGAGGGCAUGUAUUGACUUUGCAAUCAGCGCUAAGCCGCUAACACGCUACAUGCCUCAGAACCGUCACACAAUCCAAUAUCGACUGUGGCACUUUGUGGUGUCGCCUUCGUUUGAGUACACGGUGCUGACCAUGAUCACACUCAACACCAUCGUCCUCAUGAUGAAGUAUUAUUCAGCUCCUCCUGUAUACGACGCUGUGCUGAAACACCUCAACACUGCCUUCACCUUGCUCUUCUCUAUUGAGUGUGUUCUCAAAAUCUUGGCCUUUGGUUUUAUGAAUUAUUUCAGAGACACCUGGAAUAUAUUUGAUUUCAUCACCGUGUUGGGGAGCAUCACAGAGAUCAUUGUUGACCAGCAGUCAGCUUCCUUUAACAUGAGCUUCCUGAAGCUGUUCCGAGCGGCUCGGCUCAUUAAGCUGCUCAGGCAGGGAUACACCAUCCGCAUCCUGCUCUGGACCUUUGUCCAGUCCUUCAAGGCUCUGCCUUAUGUGUGUUUACUCAUCGCCAUGCUUUUCUUUAUCUACGCCAUUAUCGGCAUGCAGGUAUUCGGGAACAUCAAACUGAUAGAGGAAACUCACAUCAACCAACACAACAACUUCAAAACCUUCUUUGGUGCCUUGAUGUUGCUCUUCAGGAGUGCGACAGGCGAGUCGUGGCAGGAAAUCAUGUUGUCGUGUUUAGGAGGUCAGAAGUGUGAAGCUGAUCUGACUCGCACUCUACCGUCUGAUCCUGAUGGAGGAUGUGGCACUGACUUCGCUUACUUCUACUUCGUCUCCUUCAUCUUCUUCAGCUCCUUUCUGAUGUUGAAUCUGUUUGUUGCAGUGAUUAUGGAUAAUUUUGAGUAUUUGACACGUGACUCCUCUAUUCUCGGUCCUCAUCACCUGGACGAGUUUGUGAGGAUGUGGGGACAAUAUGACCGAGCCGCCUGCGGCAGGAUUCACUAUAAGGACAUGUACAAAGUAGUGCGCAAUAUACCGCCCCCUCUGGGUUUUGGGAAGAAUUGCCCCUACAGGGUGGCAUGCAAGAGGCUGGUGCUAAUGAACAUGCCGGUGGACACAGAGAUGACGGUCCACUUUACGUCCACUCUGAUGGCUCUGAUACGCACUGCACUGGAGAUCAAGAUCGCACGAGGUGGAGAAGACCGUGGACAGAUGGACAUUGAGCUUCAGAAAGAGAUCAGUGUCAUUUGGCCGCAUCUUUCCCAGAAGACACUGGACCUGCUUGUGCCCAUUCAUAAAGCCAGCGACAUGACAAUUGGAAAAAUCUACGCUGCCAUGAUGAUCAUGGAUUAUUACAAACAGAACAAAGCUAAAAAACUCAGACAGCAGCUGGAAGAACAAAAACACGCCCCGAUGUUCCAGCGAAUGGAUGCCUCGUCUUUACCACAGGAAAUUCUGUGCAGUGCCAAAGCUCUACCGUUCCUCACACACAGCGCAGGAAACGCUCUGACGAGAGGAGGCUUCGUGGCACUGAGUCCCAUUUCACCUCAGGAACUCUUCAUCCAGCCAAUCACAGCAAAGCAAGAGGAGGAAGAGGAAGAUGAGGGGUACACACCCCACUACAGACCCCAACACUCCCCCAGCACGGGGAACCCAGAGAACAAAGAGAUGAAGCGCUCGUUCUCCACCAUCGGAGAUCAGUGUGUGAAUGGAGUUUGGCAGGAGGAGUUCUCACUGGAGAGAGUGAGUCCUGACCGACUGGAGAGACCACGACAGCGCAGCUUCAGAGGUGUCAGGUCGAACCUCAGAGAGCCGUUAUGUAAGGAGAGAGGACGCUCAAAGGAGAGGAAACACCUGCUGUCACCUGAUCCAUCACGCUGCAACUCUGAGGAGAGAAACCAACCAAGAACACACAACACACAACAAACACACACACGAUCACCAAGCGAGGGGAGAACACACACACAGGACGAUGCUUCAGAAAGUCCACUCCCCACCUCUUCAGACUCCAGGGGGCGGCGCCAACUUCCUCAGACUCCUUCCAGGCCCCGCCCACACAUCUCCUAUUCGCCUCUGGUGUGUCGCAGUCAGCUGACCACAGAGGACGGCCAAUCACGGACCCAGUCUGCUACAGAGGAUGUGGGGUCUGUGUUAAGCCCCGCCUCCCCUCAGAGAUACACCUCAGAGCCAUACCUGCCACUGCAUGAUAAUCCCAACAGUCCAGAGGAGAUGCUUACAUUUGAGGCUGCCAUAGCAACCAGUCAAGGGCGUGGUCAUGUCGUAAGCUCUGCCCCUCAGUUGCGUCACACAUGGCAGAUGCCUAAUGGCCAUUUCCGGAAAGGCUGCGAGCUCCUCAGUGACACGGACGAGGAUGACCGCUGCUAGAGACAGUGGAGCGGAUGUGGGCGGAGCCUUGCUACGAGCCAAUCACGUCUGGACAUUUCUUAUCGGCGAUUUGUCCGGGACAUUUCAGAAGUGCACUGCCAAAACCGUAAGAAGGGACGACGUCGUUUGUCUUAUCUUACCAAAAUAACAAGAGUGGAGCUUAAGUUACAUUUUAUUUAGCCAGUCACUAACUUACUUCCCCGUGUGACAUCACCACAGGAGUUUAGCUGCUAACUAAACCGCUAGCCUGCUAGGUAAGUUUAACUAGCGACACUAAGCUCUUACCUAAUGUAAAAUAACUACAGGGAGGAAUAAUAACAUUAACUAGCUAAUUAACAUGAUGUCACAUGAUCAUCUGCUCCUCGCUGAUGAAAUGAAGCUUAAGCUUUACACUCGCUGACCUAGAAAAGCCUCUCAGAUGCAGAGCUGUAGAAAGAAAUCAAACAGAUAGAAAAAAGGAACAAUUAAAAAAGUACGAAACUGAUGAAAGAAAGAAAGAAAGAAAGAAAGAAAGAAAGAAAGAAAGAAAGAAAGAAAGAAAGAAAGGAGAUGAUCAGUAGGACGAGGUGGUGUUUGAUUGGUUAUCUGAAGGAGAAGGUUGAUGGCUUCAGUGUGUUCAGCUGUAAUCAGAACAGAAAAGACAGGAAGUGUUGUGGAGGUUUUUUUUUUUUCACUUCAGCAUGACGACGUUCUCCUGCUGGAGCUCCGAUAUGGAACUGGAGGAGAAAAGGACGAGAAACUUCUGAUGUUCCUCCUGAAGCUGUUUGAUCAUAAACUCACUCAGGCUCUCGAACUCCUCAGACAUCUAAUCAGCUCCAGUGGAUUGAGUGUGUGUGUGUAUGUGUGUGUGUUUGUUGACAGAGUGUGUGUUUGUGCAUGUUGAGUAUGUGUAUAUGCUGUGUGCAUGUGUACUGUGUGUGUGUGUGUGUGUGUGUGUGUGUGUGCACAGUGUUUACCUGCUCUGUAUGCUGCAGUGUAUAAAUUCUUGUGUUUCUGAUGAUGGGAGUCUCAGUGACUUUGUUUACCUGCAGAAAUUCUCUUCAGCCCAAAGCGUCUGAUUGGUCGGUUGCUGUUGAGAGUGAUGACAUCAUAAGCUGCCGAGUAGAAUCCAAAUUCUGUUUCAGUAAUAAUAACGAACACAGAGCUACGUGCGUUACGUGUUUACAGAGUGUUUCCGUCACACCGGUGAUGAGCCGUUUCCAUGGAAACGCAAACUCCGCUUUGAUCGGACGAACUACACGCUAAUAUACAGUAUAUUACGAUCUGUCAGAAUAUCCCUCUUCUGAUUGGACGGGAUUUUUGUUCCAGGUUAUCGUCUCUCUGGUCGCAGGUUUCCAGUGUAAUAUCCUUCUGAGUGUAACCGUAGCGACCGACACGUGAUCGGAGCGUUUCGAUACAAACCCCUUUAACUGGAGACGUGAUUUUGGCGAACCGUCUCAGCCGUGGAUCACGACAGAGCGAGGAUUUCGGUUACGCACUGAACAGCCAUGAUCUAACGUUCUUAUGUAAAUAAUCUCGUGUUUUAUUCAGGUGUGUUUAUCUUUCUGCGAUGUUACCAUAACAUUUCCGUGGUUAUUUGCGUAUGUUCUGAUUUUGCCGAGUGAUCUUCGUUACGCUUUAAACUGAUAGCGCUAACGUCGAUGUUAGCUAAGCUAGCUCAGUUAAUACCGCUAAGUUAUAAUAACUGGCUAUUGAAAGCCCAUGAUUUAUGCUAAGAAUGUCAUCAUCAUACAGAAGAACAAAAUGGGGCACGGUGGCUUAGCGGUUAGCACGUUCACCUCACACCUCCAGGGUUGGGGGUUCGAUUCCCACCUCCGCCUUGUGUGUGUGGAGUUUGCAUAUUCUACCCGUGCCUCGUUUGGCACGUAAUUGUCCGUAGAGUGUGUGUGUGUGUGUGUGUGUGUGUGUGUGUGUGUGUGUGUGUGUGUGUGUGUGUGUGUGUGUGUGAAUGAGAGUGUGAGUGUGAGUGAAUGAGAGUGUGUGUGUGCCCUGUGAUGGGUUGGCACUCCGUCCAGGGUGUAUCCUGCCUCGAUGCCCGAUGACGCCUGAGAUAGGCACAGGCUCCCCGUGACCCGAGAAGUUCGGAUAAGCGGUAGGGAAUGAAUGAGUGAGUGAUUCAGUUUGUCUCAAGCUCCGCCCCUUGUUGACAUGUGACAUCACACAUCACUCGGCUAAGUCAGGACGUGUGUUAGCGUGUAUUAACACAGAGACAGUGAGGAAUCAGCUGUGUUAAUGUGAGACGAGCUGCAUGUUUACAUGAAGAAAGAAAGAAAUAAAGAAGGAAAGUGAAGUCAAGUGGAUUACAGCGUGAUGAUGUUUAUUCAGCAGGAUCAGAUUGGACAUGGUUGGAUUUGAUUGGUUUGGAGUCGAGGUGUGUGGACGGUGUCCUGUGUUGGACAGAAUCUGAGGCUCGGAGCUCAGACGCAGCUGGACGUUUUGACCAACACUGAAAUCCUUCUGUUGGUUUUUGUGUAAAGAAGCUUAUUUCAGACUGAGAGUGAAACUGGCCAUAGGCGAGGAUGUGUAGAUAAGUGUGUUUAAAGUGUGUGUGUGUGUGUGUGUGUGUGUGUGUGUGUGUGUGUGUGUGUGUGUGUGUGUGUGUGUGUAAAUAAGCAGCGCUGAGAGCUGAAGUUCGUACACAGCCUUUAUUUCACUCUGUUCUGUUUUGUACUUAAAAUCCAUCCAAUAAUUAUUGUGUUUAAUAAAAACAAUAAAUCAGAAA